Sorghum bicolor (sorghum) is the source of this 1666-nucleotide messenger RNA. RefSeq lists its product as uncharacterized. Lineage: Eukaryota; Viridiplantae; Streptophyta; Magnoliopsida; Poales; Poaceae. The transcript has 5 exons. The coding region runs from base 273 to 1286 and encodes 337 amino acids. The record is from RefSeq and is a predicted model, not a curated record.
ACUGAAAAGCUAACAGACCGCCGUCGCAUAACCUAAGAACCCCGAUUGAUUUCAAUCGGCGCAGGCGGAGCAGUUCACAUCCCAUAAUCGUCGCCGCAUCCGGUCCCUCUCCAUAGCUGGAUCUCGGCCCCUUCCAAUUGCAGCCUGGUGCCCCUGCUCCGUGCAUCCAGUAGGCGCCUCAACAUCAAAUCGGCGAGCAGGAGGCAACCCAGGUCUACUUCGCCGUUGUCGCCUGCUCCUUGGGACCUCGACAACGACCUCGGACGGGCUAGAUGCUGCCGAACGCGCAGCCGCCUCCAUGCCGCCUUGGUAUCAUGCAUCUUACAAACCACCUGAAGGAGUUGGACGAGAUGACUAUCAAACUUAAGGCAGACUUCGAGGAUAUGAAAUUGAAGUUAGAGCUUGACCGUUCCAUCGCUGACAUCGGAACAAAACAAAAGCGUCAACAAAAUGACCGGUACAUAAUAUCUCAGCGAAAACUGUUGGAUGAAGGGUCUACCAUUGAGCAGAAUGACGCUGCUAUGAGUAUGCAGGUCGCACUGCGUCAGAUGCUGAUGCAAGCAUUAUGUGAUCAGCGUGCUGCCUUUGCCGAGAAGAUGAAGCAGGAACGCGACGUCUUAAAUGAAUCCUUAUCAAAGGUUCUUGAAGAAAAUGAUGCCAACAUAAAGAAAGAGCGAGCCAACGUUGACUCCAUGAUUAAGCAAGCAGGGGAACAAAUGGAUAAGGAGUUGGAUAAUGAGCGCACAAAAUUGAAGAUGUUAAUUGAGUCCUUGAUCCGAGAAGAGGAGCUCCGUGUCAAUAGGAACGCCAACAUGAAUGUAAUGGCACAAGAUGGGAUCUACAUACCACAGAAAUACAUGCAUAUAUUACUGUACAACAAGUGCCGCCCGAAUGUUGUAAUGCGAUUUAUCUUACACUCAGUGAAGGAACUUUAUUCGGAUCUGAGGGAGUACUACGACAGUCGAGAAGAAUUAGGCGAGUUUGCAUUUACAGAGUCGCCUACUACUGUUAAGUUUGUCACGAUGUUGGAGGCUUUGAAACCUUUUGGAUAUAGAGGAGGCGGACAGCUAUACUACCUCAAUCCUGCUCCUGGGAGUCAGCCAUCAACUGGGUUAGUACAGAUGGACGGGUUAGUACAGAUUGACGGACAAGAAGAGGUAGAUCAAUUGAUGCUUGCUCAUGAAAAAGAGAGGAUUAAAACUUGUCAUCUAUACCUAGUGACAGGAUCUAACGACGAUUUCCACGCUGGCAUGUCGGACAUGGAAACAGACUACUAUGAGGAAUAAGAACAAGGAUACUAGAUGAAGAAGAUGAAGGCAACAGUCCCGUGUCGUGAAGAAACAUGCUCUCCAUAUGCUGAGGAAGAAGAACAAGGCGACAGUCCCUCUGCGCUUCAUUAUUUUUAGGUUGCAUUAUGUUUCAGUUUGAAGUUAGAUUAAGUGUGUCACAUCUUUUAAAAAAGUUAGGUUUGAAGUCUGAUUAUAUUAUUUUAAGAUGCAUGUAUUACAACUCUGCAUGUGUUGCAAUCUUGCGGAAGCUAAUGAGCUAUGCAAUGCUACAGCUUGGUGUUAUUGUGUCAUGGUUAUGUGUUGGUCAUGGUUAUGUGUUGCUUGGUAGCUGGCAGAAUCACCAUGAGUUACAUUUUCAGAUCAAGCACAUGCCGUGA